UCAUUCUUGGCAUGCGGCAUAACUCUCUUUACAAAAAGAUAAAUCUUUUUUUGACGUACCUCUUGGAUUGAGGUAGUAAACAAAAUGGCUGCCUUCGUUGGUCGCGCAACUAAACAAGGGCUACUCAGAGCUAAGCCAACUCUUUUGAAUCAGCAGGCAACUUUCAUUAGCUUCAGCAGCAAGACUAAAAAGAGGGUGGCAUGGAUAUUUGGAUCACUAGCUUUAGGUGGAGGUGCUGUGGUAGCCACAGCCUUGGCCCAGCCCGCAUUCGCUAGUGACCUUGUGCUUCACCCUCCCCACUAUCCGUGGAAUCAUAAGGGGCUUCUGCAGGCUCUCGAUCAUGGGAGCAUACGUCGAGGUUAUCAAGUGUAUAAACAAGUCUGUGCUGCUUGCCACAGUAUGCAAUAUCUCUGUUAUAGAAAUCUUGUUAAUGUGAUUAUGACUGAAGAAGAAGCUAAAGCAGAGGCUGAAGAGGCUACUAUUGAAGAUGGCCCCAAUGAAAAUGGAGACAUGUAUGAAAGACCAGGAAAGCUAUCAGAUCAUUUCCCAAGUCCAUACAAAAAUGAAGAGCAGGCUAGGGCAGCAAACAAUGGCGCCUAUCCUCCCGACUUGACCUACAUUGUGCCAGCUAGACACGGACAAGAGGACUACAUAUUUUCACUAUUGACUGGCUAUGCUGAGCCUCCUGCUGGUGUUAAACUGAUGGAAGGACAGCAUUAUAACCCUUACUUCCCAGGAGGAGCUAUUGGCAUGGCCGAGGCACUUUACAAUGAAAUCAUUGAGUAUGAUGAUGGCACUCCAGCCACUCAGAGUCAACUUGCCAAAGAUGUGGUGACCUUCCUUAGAUGGGCUGCCGAGCCUGAACAUGAUACAAGAAAGCUUUAUGGAUUGAGGGCCAUGAUCAUCUGCUCAUUCCUCUUGGGUGUCACCUACUACAUGAAGCGCCACAAGUGGUCGGUACUGAAAACUAGAAAACUGGCAUUCAAGCCACCAACCUACAAAAAGUGAUCAUAGUCAAACUUAGGAAGGGAUCAAAAGUAUAGUUUGAAAGGGAGUGGGUGGGUGGGGUAGACCUGACAAGACAGACAAUGCAUAGUAACUGUUCCAAUUACUCUCCCUGUUAUUUUUAAAUACAUUUUAACAAAUGCAAAUAUUUUAUGGAAGUAUUUUUAGUUGGUCUUUAAAUGUAUGAAAAUAAGUUGCUCUUACAAAAAAAAAACACACAUCAAUAUUGGCAAUUAUUUUAAACCAUAUACCUGAUAGGAGACAUGCUGUUUAAAGGUUGAAUGAUAGUAUCCAUAUGUUCUAGACUGUAAUUAUGAAAUGGAACUGAUAACUUAUUGAUAAUUUGUUACAGCAGUUGGAUGUUCUGACUGAGUUUGUAAGAUAUUUAUCUGGUUUGUAAUUAUAUUGUAUUUGAGCAUUGUUUAUAGACGCCUCAGUCAAUCAUGCACUACUGUUGGAGCUCUAUAAAAUGGUGGACUUUGUUUAUGAAGAGUAUCAAGUUUACUUUUGGUCAGCCAAAGCAAAAUAUGUUGAUUUUUUUUCUGAGUAGAUUAUAAUCUUCUGGACAAGAGCUCCACUGCUGUUUACAUGUGUUGCUCUUUCUGAGCUAGACAUUAUUUUGUAUUAAAAACAAAUGUGGUUAUUGACAUAAA
Molecule: messenger RNA, 1658 nt
Organism: Biomphalaria glabrata
Lineage: Eukaryota; Metazoa; Mollusca; Gastropoda; Planorbidae
Product: cytochrome c1, heme protein, mitochondrial-like
Exons: 8
Coding region: 85-1008 (307 amino acids)
Biological process (GO): mitochondrial electron transport, ubiquinol to cytochrome c
Molecular function (GO): heme binding; electron transfer activity
Source: RefSeq, a predicted model, not a curated record